CUCCAUUACGCUCAAGCCAUCGCACCUUUCUCAUUCUUUCUCUCAAAAUACCAACUGUCUUCUGUUUCCUUUCCUCAUCAAAACGCUGCCGUUUUCAUGGCGCCGAGGACUGAGAAAGCCGCCACCGUGGCGGUGAAGAACCCCGGGAGCAUUAAGGAGGUGCAUUUCAGGGGGGUGAGGAAGAGGCCGUGGGGGAGGUACGCCGCCGAGAUCCGGGACCCGGGGAAGAAGAGCCGGGUCUGGCUCGGGACUUUCGACACGGCAGAGGAGGCGGCGAGAGCCUACGACACCGCCGCCCGGGAGUUCCGCGGUGCCAAGGCCAAGACCAACUUCCCGCUUCCGUCGGAGAAUGUGAAUCUCAGCCUCUUUAAGAAGAAUAAUAAUAACGUUAACAACGGCGGCGGAGGGAGGAGCAACAGCCACAGCCCUAGCCAGAGCAGCACGGUGGAAUCGUCCAGCCGGGAGCCGGCUCUGAUGGGUGAGUCCUCCCCGUUGGAUCUGAACCUCGCUCACGGCGGCGUCACUAGCGGCGUUACCGGGUUCGGCGCUCCGAUGAGGUUCCCCUUCCAGCACCACCGCCAGAUUCCGGCAGUCGGCGCCAUCAUCGGCGUUCCGACUGCGGCGGCGAAUCAUGUGCUCUACUUCGACUCGGUUUUCCGGGCAGGGAUGGUGAAUAAUCAUCAUCAGUAUCAGCAACAGCUGAGAUUUGACCGGAAUCCUAUCCACCGAGAUUUUCUCUCCCGCGGUGGCUUCACCGGCGGGUCGCAGAGUGACUCGGACUCGUCCACGGUGGUUGAUCUCAACCAGAACGAUCUGCCUCGCGGAGGAGGAUUCGACCUCGACCUUAACCUGCCGCCUCCGGCAGAACUCACCUGAUUUUGGUUUUACGAUAAAAAGCAGUGGCGAUCGCCCAAGGAAGAUGAUAUUAGGAAACGUUUUUUUUUAUUUCUGGUUUUUUAUUUUCCAAUUUCGAAAAUAGAAAAACAAAAAUACGUUGAGAGCGCCCAUAUUAAGAAACAAGAGCUCCAUGUGAAUACGUAGAUGAAUCCUUUUUUUUUUUUUGCAGCAGAUAUAAGUCCCAAGUCUUUGCUGUUCUAAAUUAAAGACCUAUUUUUCGUUACCGAUCUUUCGUUUCAGUUGUAAUCUUUCUCAUUUCGCAAAUAACUUUUUCCGUUAACGUAAUUUAGACCAAUAUUCUUAUAUUUCA
This is a messenger RNA of Argentina anserina (silverweed cinquefoil), 1207 nucleotides long. Its product is annotated as ethylene-responsive transcription factor 4. The record is from RefSeq and is a predicted model, not a curated record. Lineage: Eukaryota; Viridiplantae; Streptophyta; Magnoliopsida; Rosales; Rosaceae. Gene Ontology annotation, molecular function: DNA binding; DNA-binding transcription factor activity. Bases 97 to 876 code for a protein of 259 amino acids. The transcript has a single exon. Gene Ontology annotation, biological process: regulation of DNA-templated transcription.